UCAUCAAUCAACAGGUGAAGCAGGUUUUCUGUAAACAGAUGCAGAUAUCGAUCAGCAGGAGGCGCCGCCGAGCAGGAGGACACCAUCGAAGAAGAAGAACCGGAAGAGAGGGAAGGAGAAGAAAAAGAAGAAAAAGAAGGUGAGUCUGGUGACAUCACGGUGACAUCAUCAAACAGGAAGUGCUCUGCAGUGACAGGAAGUGGCAGAAAGACCAAAGACAACGCGGCCGACUGGCACAACCUGAUGCUGCGAUGGGAGCGGCUGAACGACGACGGAUUCAAGGCCGCAACCAACAUCGUAAACCUGAGACGCUCUCAGAGUGAUCGACUGCUGGUGGACGAGUCUUCAUCAUCAUCAUCAUCCUCAGCGUCGCAGCAGACGGCUGCAGCUGCAGAGCUGCAGGACGAAUGCAUCAAACUGCAGGAGGUCGUCGACAAAAUGGUUGCAGUGGUGACGAAGAUGGAGCGUCUGGUGACAUCACAACGAGGCAUUCGGGACCUGGAGGAGUUUCAGUUUGGACCCGAAGGCAGGAAGAUUCCUCUGUUCCACAGCUGGAGCUCCAAACAGCUGGAGGAGUCGUGUCACUUCCUGUUUGCUGCCUACAGUCAGGAGCUGCAGCUCAAACGGACCAUCCUACAGGAAGUAGCCCACACCGCGACCUCUGACCUCUGCCUCGUCUACCUGUCCUGCUGGCUCCACCAGCCCUUCAUCCCCCCCCACAGCCGGCUGACACUGGAGGCUCUGCUGCUGGAGACCGGACACCGGCCGCUUUGACGUCUGCUCACCUGUGUGACAUCAGCCCAUCUGGUUCACUGAUUGGCUGCAGGAAACUCACCAUGCGUUUACAGACGACUGUUUCAUUGUGUGUUCCGGACUUUGUUGUUGUUGUUGUAAUAUUCACCUUAAAUACAAAUACUGCAGUAAAAGUAUGUUUCCACGUCUGUCACAAACUACAGACUGAGGUUUGAACCAAAGUUUAUCAAAGGAGAAUGAAUUAUUUUAUUAAGACCUGUUUACUGAAGAAGCUGCAGGUCAAAAUGAAACCAGCUGAGUUCCAGAUCAGAGCCGGAAAACCGAAAGACAUCAGAGGACAGUUGGAGUGUGGACGGACUGAAGUGAAAGAUAGACAUCUUGUUGUGGACAGUUUUAAUGUGAAUCUGGAGGCAUUUAAAGGACAUCUUAGUGUGGAAACCAUGAGCUAGAGGACAGAAAGACAUCAGUAAACAAACUAAAUGCGGGCAAAAAGACCUUAAAGGACGGUUUCAGUGUGGAUGGACUGAGCUGGAAGACAAAAAGACCUCAGAGGACAGAAUAAAUGUGGACAGAAGGACGUUAAAGGACAGUAUUAGUGUGGACAGAGAUGUGAGAAAAUAACUUGGUUGAGAUGGAAAACAUGUCAGAGGACAAUCUUGGUAUGGACCGAAAGACAUCAGAAGACAGUUUGAAUUUAGACACACUGAGCUGGAAGACACAAUGACGUCUAAGGACAGAACGAGGACAAAAAAGAUGUUGCAGGACAGUGUGAAUGCAUGGAGCUGGAGGACAGAAAGACCUUGGAGGAUAGUCAGAGGACAGUUUGGCUUGAUAAAAUGAGCUGGAGGACAGAAAGACAUCGCAACAGUUUGAGUUUGGACAAAAUGACGAAAUAGGACAGUGUUGGUGUAGAAGAAAGACGUCAAAGGACAGUCUUAGUGUGACAGGAGUGAGCUGGAGGACAGAAAAUGUUAGUUCCAGUUUGGACAGACCGAGCUAGAAGAUAGGAAGAUGUCUAAGGACAGAAAAAAUGUAGAAGAAAAGACAGACAGUUUCAGUUUGGACAGACGUUAAAGGACAGUUUAAGUUUAGACAGACUGAAUUGGAAGACAGAAAGACAUCCUAGGACAGGUUUGGUGUGGACAAAGCAAACUGAAACACUAAACGACAGGAUGAAUGUGGACAAGUAGACAUCAGAAGACAGUUUCAGUGUUGAGAGAAAGACAUCAGAAUGGGCUGAUAAAGUGAGCUGGAGGACAGAAAGAUGCCAGAGGACAGUUUUAAUUUGGACAAGAGCUGGAGGACAGAAAAUGUUAGUUUCGGUUUGGACAGACCGAGCUGGAAGACAGGAAGAUGUCUAAGGACAGAACAAAUGUGAACAAAAACAUGUUAUGGGACAGUUUCAGUUUGGACGGGAAGACUUUAGAGGACAGUUUGAGUGUGACUGAAAAGACAAAGACAAGAGGACAGAACAAAUGUGGACGAAAAGACCAAACAAGAAAAUUGAGACAGACUGAGUUGGAAGACAGAAAGACAUCUUAGGACCAAAGCAAAGCUGAAAGACCAAAAGACAGAAGGAAUGUGGACAAGUAGACAUCAGAAGACAGUUUUAGUUUGGACAGAAAGAAGUUUGAGGACAGAACGAGCAGCCGGACUCAGUUUAUCACAUCAGUUUAUUGGAGGAACAAUGAAACGUGUUUAAUUCCUUCUGCACUCGAACAUCAACACGACAAAUCAAUGAGUCUGGUUCCCUCCAAAGUGUCCUCAGUCCGUCCUCACGCCGGUCCUCCAAACGUUCCGUCCACGUCUGGAAAACGUGUCGAGUUUUAUAAAAAGUAAUAAAAUAGUGCAACUUUUUUAAA
Molecule: messenger RNA, 2615 nt
Organism: Acanthochromis polyacanthus (spiny chromis)
Lineage: Eukaryota; Metazoa; Chordata; Actinopteri; Pomacentridae
Gene: cinp
Product: cyclin-dependent kinase 2 interacting protein
Exons: 5
Coding region: 244-774 (176 amino acids)
Source: RefSeq, a predicted model, not a curated record